UUGCAAUCAAGAAUAAAUUUUUUUUUCUAGCCAAGGUUUUUUUAUACUUGCUUAGUUAAGCAGUUACAUAACUUGUAAAAAUAAGAUCUUGAUGUAGCACAAUUAUCCCAGGGCAUACUAAUCAGAUACUAAGAUCCGAUAAAAGCUCAUAAAAGAGACGCAGUCUACCCCAGGUCGAAAAAUAAUAUGUAAGAUCUUGCGAGACCAGAUAAGAUCGUACGAAAAAUUGUCGUCUCUGAAAUCUUACAUUGAGUAUUACAAUAGGGCACUCGUAAAAUUUUACCAUUGCAUAAGAUUUCCUAUAAUCUUAUAGUCAUAUCUUGCGAUACAAUAAGCUCUUUCAAGAAUCUGACAGUACUAAUUCAAGUAAGAUUUCAGAGACUAAAAUUUUGCGUCAGAUCUUACCGGAUCCAGCAGUGGCAGAAUUGAGGCAGAACUCUUAAGAAUUCUGUAUCUCCAGCAGAACUUUGCUUCUAGGCAUGCGCUAAUCUAUGCACUAAGAACACGGUUCUUCUAAGAAUUUUGUGUUCACCACAGAAUUUAGUCAGAAAUCUUAAGAACUCUGAAUGCUUUGCAGAACUCUGUAUACGUAUUGGUACAAGUGAACCAGACUUACACCCAACCUACAAUCUACACAAUUGGAAUCGCACUGAUCGAAAUCAUUUUAACGCGUUUACGAAUGAUCAAGAUCUAGUUGAAGCCGGUUUGCCUCCAUUUGAAACUUGCAUUCGCGAUGCUCAAGCUCCUUGUAUUAUGUGCAUUCUCAAUGAGAUCAGCGGUAUACCAGCAUGCGCAGAUCAAUUUUUCAUUGACAACUUUGCUCUUGUAGCACUACAAGAUCGAUCUGAACCCAGGAUACGCGCAGGUAUCUCCCAUGAUUUUCACCUGUUGUCAACUUGUGAAAACCCUUUAAUGAUAACGCAACGAUGUAUGAUUUUAUUAUUGUGA
Molecule: messenger RNA, 948 nt
Organism: Rotaria socialis
Lineage: Eukaryota; Metazoa; Rotifera; Eurotatoria; Philodinida; Philodinidae
Source: the annotation of a GenBank genome assembly